Molecule: messenger RNA, 2811 nt
Organism: Closterium sp. NIES-65
Lineage: Eukaryota; Viridiplantae; Streptophyta; Zygnematophyceae; Desmidiales; Closteriaceae
Source: the annotation of a GenBank genome assembly
AUGACGAAGCGCACCCUCGAGCUUGUCGUGCCCGUGGCUCCCCAGCAUCGCCUGGACGAGGUGGCCGUGCUGAGCUACCUCAAGCAGCACGUCAGGAACGUGCCGGCGAACGCCGACGCGCUGAAGAUAUCGCAGUUCGGCCAUGGUCAGUCCAACCCCACUUACCUCCUGGAAGUGUCUUCCGCUCAUCAUGGCUCCCAGCCCGCCAGAUUCGUGCUCCGAAAGAAACCCCCUGGUCACCUGCUCAAGUCCGCCCACGCCGUGGAGCGAGAAUUCCAGGUCCUGGCAGCGCUGGGCUCACAGGCUGGAGGGGCAACUGUGCCCGUGCCAGCAGUGCACGCCCUCUGCACCGACCCCUCCGUUAUAGGCACGCCCUUUUACAUCAUGGACUUCGUCCCUGGUCGCAUCUUCACCAACCCUUGCCUCCCUGUGAGCCCCUCGCCUCCCUGCACUCUUUCCUUGCUGGAUCUCACUUCCGUCCUUCUUUUCUUUCUUCCCCAUCCACCCAACCAGGAUCUACCACCUGCCGCCCGGACGCAGAUCUACACCGCCAUGGCCGGCACCCUUGCCGCCCUGCACUCCGCCCGCCUGCCCCAGCUACAAAAAGAUGGGUUCGGCCGCCCGGACAGCUACUGCCGGCGGCAAGUGGAGCGGUGGGCAAAGCAGUACGAGGCGUCAAUGAAAUCCAUAGGGGAGGAAUUUAGGGAGGAGGAUGGGAGGAUGAGGGGGCUGAUUGCGUGGCUGAGGGAGAAUGUGCCCGGGGAAGAUGCAGCAGCAGAGGGGGUGAUGCGAGGCGUGGUGCAUGGGGACUUUCGGCUCGAUAACCUCGUGUUUCACCCCACAGAGCCGCGAGUGGUGGCAGUACUGGACUGGGAGCUCUCGACCCUGGGAAACCAGAUGUCUGACGUCGCGUACUGCUGCCUCCCAUACCACCUGCCGCCAUCCCAGCCGGGGGCCAUGCUGCCAUCCCUAGGCAUCACCCAACUGCCCGGUGGGCCUCCAGCAGGAUCUCUGCCCGGUGGGCCUCCAGCAGGAUCUCUGCCCGGUGGGCCUCCAGCAGGAUCUCUGCCCGGUGGGCCUCCAGCAGGAUCCCUGCCCGCUGGCAUCCCCUCUGAGGCGCAGUUCGUGCGCGCAUACUGCCACGAGAUACAGCGCCUGCAGGGCGUCAGCCUAUGGCCCGGUGACACAUGGCGCUUCUACGUGGCCCUUUCGCUGUUCCGCGGCGCUGCUAUCUUCACGGGGAUUUACCAACGAGCACUGCAGGGCAAUGCAUCCUCCAGCAGGGCAGGCCAGGCCGGCCGUCAGGUGGCGGGUCUGAUAGCAUGCGCCCUGCACGUGGUGCACUCGCCCCCCUCCAUUCCUGCCCGACCACCACAAGGCAGCAGCAGCAUCAGUGGUUCAAGCGGCGCAGUGGGUAUUGCAGGGGGUUGGGAUGGAUCCAGUGCGGUUCCAGCAUCGCCAUCCCAUCCUGUGGGGCUGGCGCCCAGCCCGCGAGCCGAGGCACUGAGGAGGCGAGUGGCGGAGUUUGUAACGCAAGAGGUGUUGCCUAUAGAGGGGAUAUUGGAGGAACAUGCAGUGGGGGAGGCACGGUGGACUAUUCACCCCCUGGUGGAGAAACUGAAGGGGAAGGCCAAGCAGGCUGGGCUCUGGAACCUGUGGAUUCCCGCUCUGGAUGCGGGAGUGCCAGUGACGCCUGUCCUUGGGGAGUGUCAGAGCCGGGGGCUGCUGGGGGCGGGGCUGUCGAAUCUGGACUAUGCGCACGUGUGCAAGGAGAUGGGCAAGAGCGUGUGGGCGCCUGAGCUCUUCAACUGCUCUGCGCCCGACACCGGCAACAUGGAGGUUCUCUUGCGCUACGGCAACGAGCAGCAGCAGCGGGAGUGGCUGGUGCCUCUGCUGGAGGGCAAGAUCCGUUCGUGCUUCGCCAUGACAGAGCCACGAGUGGCGUCCAGCGAUGCCACCAACAUCGAGGCUCGGAUAGAAAGUGCGGGCGACCACUACAUCCUACACGGCCACAAGUGGUGGGCCAGUGGCGCCAGCGACCCGCGCUGCAAAGUGGCAAUCUUCAUGGGCAAGCACCCCGAGCGAGCUGCUCCCUCCGGCCCCCACUCCGCGCCCGCACACAGGCAGCAGUCCAUGCUGCUCGUGCCCAUGAGUGCUCCUGGGGUGACUGUAGUGCGCCCACUGCUGGUGUUUGGAUAUGAUGAUGCGCCUCAUGGGCACUCGGAGGUGCUGUUUGAGGGGGUUAAGGUGCCCAAGACAAGUGUGCUGCUGGGUGAAGGCCGAGGCUUUGAGAUUGCUCAGGGUCGUUUAGGCCCGGGUCGGCUGCACCACUGCAUGCGGCUCAUAGGGGCCACAGAGCGAGCCAUGGACUGCAUGCUCCAACGCGCACUCUCCCGGGUGGCGUUCGGGCGGCCGCUGGGCGGCAACGAGUCGGUGAUGAGGGAUACUGCCGAAUGCCGCAUCACGCUGGAGGCGGCGCGACUGCUGGUGCUGCAGGCGGCUGCUGAGUUAGACGCCAAGGGGAACAAGGAGGCCCGGAUCGCUAUCGCUAUGGCCAAGGUGGCUGCCCCCCGGGCAGCUCAAAAAGUUCUGGACAGGGCGAUCCAGGUGCACGGGGGUGGGGGGGUGAGCUCGGACUUCCCUCUUGCCCGCCUGUGGACAGCAGCUCGCACUCUGCGCAUCGCUGACGGUCCAGAUGAGGUGCACCUGGCCUCCAUUGGGAAGAAGGAGCUGCGAGAUUGGCAGAAGAGGAUGAUGGGGGGUGGGAGCAGUGGCAGCUCGGGUAAUAGUGGAGCGUCAGCCCGCUUGUAG